Cuscuta campestris is the source of this 1406-nucleotide messenger RNA. The record is from the annotation of a GenBank genome assembly. Lineage: Eukaryota; Viridiplantae; Streptophyta; Magnoliopsida; Solanales; Convolvulaceae.
UUCAUUCAUUCAUCCAUCUACGUAUAUACGGAGUACUCCAAUAUUCAAUUUCGACUUUCAGUGUACUGUAAUUAAUAUGGCGGGCGCUGAUUGUUUGCCGGAAGAAAUUGCGAUGGAAGUUUUCCAUCGUUUGGCUCUACUGGACGACAUGGUCGUCUUCGGCGCCGUCUGCAAGUCAUGGCGAUCGGUAGCAGUCGCCGCUCUCCCCCGCAAAAUCCGCACUCCUUUCCUCAUCAUGCUCCCCGAAGAAGAAGACACGGCGGCGGCGUACUUCGGUUCCGCAGCUUGGCGGACGACAGGAUUUACGGCAUGCGGGUGGCGCCUCAAAGGUAAAUUUUAUGCUAUCACCGAGUGGGGCCAAAUUGUUAAUUGCAGCAUUGACGGCGAGGGUAACCAAAUUAUCACCAAAUUAGGGGCACGCUGGGUGCCGUGCUCACAGAAAUACCUUGUUGAAUCAUGUGGAGAGCUGUUAGUGGUGUUUCGCCUUUAUGAUCGCAAAGAAACAAAACAUCGGGGUGACAUGGUGACAAGGUCCUUUAAGGUUCUCCGGAUGGAAGAAGAAGAUGACGUUGCAGGAGCAGCAAAGUAUAAUGAUGAUGUGCAAGGCAAGUUCAAGUUUGUGAGAGUGGAGGAUUUGGGCGACAAGGCGCUGUUUGUUGGGGACAGCGCUUCUUUCUCCAUAACAGCGUCCACUGCGAAUGGGUGCAGACCCGGCUACAAGGGCUGGGUGAAUGUCAAGUUGCUUAGUGGCUUACUGGAUGUCAUCUUUUACAAGGAUGAGUUUUACGCUAUCGAUCGGUCCGGCCAAAUCAGUGCCUGCACCAUUGAUGACCAGGGCAACGGAAUCAUCACCGAACUCGGGCUGGUUCCGGGGUGGUGCGUGUCACCAACAUACCUUCUCGAGUCACGAGGAGAGUUGGUAGUGGUGUGUCGCCGCCCUCAGGGGACGCAUCACUUUGAGGUUGUGAGGAUGGAGGAAGAAUGCGUUGGUGCUGGACGCCGACGCAAGUUCAAGUUUGUGAUGGUGGAGAGUUUGGGCGACAAGGCGCUGUUUGUUGGGGAAAACAGUUCUCUCUCCAUAACGGCGUCCGCUGCCAACAGGUGCAGACCCAACUGCAUCUAUUUCACAUACAACGAACCAUGUUUUGGCCUCAAAUCAAUAGGUUCGAACAUGGGCGUAUACAACCUUGGCGACGGCAAGGUUGAAGGGAUUGACUCCCUUCAUUCUCUUUCAUCUUCUUCUCCUGCCCAUUGCAUUUGGUGCAUCGAAAACCUUAUUGUAUAUGGCUUGAAUAAGAUAAAAAGAAGGGCUGCAAUUUAAGCAUGUAUUUUCACUUCUGGAUAUCAUCAUUUUCAAGUUUGACAAAAGAGAAAGGGGCAUGUUCUAGUACAUAUAGAUCCAUUUG